Molecule: messenger RNA, 1185 nt
Organism: Penicillium brasilianum
Lineage: Eukaryota; Fungi; Ascomycota; Eurotiomycetes; Eurotiales; Aspergillaceae
Source: the annotation of a GenBank genome assembly
AUGACAACCAUCCCCAGACCUGACGGCGAAACCGUCCACAAUCUCCUGAAAACCCGCGUAGCGAUCGUCACUGGCGCAGCUCGCGGCAUUGGCUUUGCAACUGCAUCUCUUCUCGCACAUCAUGGGGCUCGUGUAGUCCUGGUAGACUUGCACGCGGAUGCCCUGAAGACGGCGUGUGCAACGAUCGGCCACGGCGCGACGUACCAAGCUUGCGACGUGAGCGAUUGGAAUCAGCAAAUAGCCCUUUUCAACCAUGUCACAAAUACUCUUGGUGAAGUCUAUUUGCUGGUGUGCAAUGCGGCUAUCAACCCUGAGAUUGCGCUAUUGCAGACAUCCGAUACGGAAAAACGGGCGCAGAUGGCUUCGCAGGUUCGGUAUAAUUAUCUCGCCGAUGAGGUGGACGGUCAGGACGAUAGUGAACAACCUUCACUGCAACGCCCGUCGACACAACUUUUCGAUGUCAAUGUUAAUUCCGUGGUCUUUGGCCUGAAACUGGGGAUUCAGUACAUGAGAAAGGCCGGUGGAGGGCGAAUCGUCGUUGUCGGAUCUGCAGGAUCAUACGUUCCUAUCGCAUCGCAGCCACUCUAUAGCGCUACCAAGCAUGCCGUUCUCGGACUUGCCCGUAGUACGGCGCAUAUUGGCGAGGUCAUUGAGGCGGGCGUGUCUAUCUCGUGGAUUGCUCCGUGGUUAACAUUGACCCCCAUGACUGAGGGUCUCCAGGAGACGACUCAUCCCGACACUCUGAAAAGCUCGCCGGAAGACGCAGCUUGGGCGAUUAUCGUGGCUGCUACUGCGGAGAAUGGGAAUGGAAAGGGAUACUGGAUUCAGGGACGGAUGAUUAGUGAAGUCGAGGGUGCGUAUGGGCAGUUGGCGGGGCAGUUGAUGGUUCCGGAGAAUCGAUUUUAGUGGGGAACUGCAUGCUGUGAGGGGCAAGGGAGAUGAAUUGGCAAUGGAACUACAUAUUCCACUAAGUUUUAUUUUCUCUUGUUUCUUCUUUGUUCAAUUCAUGAAUACUCGCCAUUCAUUGAAGAGCCAAUUUGACGGACCAAUAACCGAGUUGGAGGCUGAAUGCAAGGCUCGAAUAAUUCGGUCUCGAAGGGGUCCAAGUAAACAAUCUAGGCCUAGAGUCACCAUAGGAUACUGUAUGAAGGGCAAUAUAUCCGUAAGGAAUAUGAGGCACUCUUC